Carica papaya (papaya) is the source of this 1248-nucleotide messenger RNA. Its product is annotated as RNA exonuclease 4-like. Gene Ontology annotation, molecular function: nucleic acid binding; 3'-5' exonuclease activity. Gene Ontology annotation, cellular component: nucleus. Gene Ontology annotation, biological process: rRNA processing. The record is from RefSeq and is a predicted model, not a curated record. NCBI's taxonomy places the organism in Eukaryota, Viridiplantae, Streptophyta, Magnoliopsida, Brassicales, Caricaceae.
UUCAUUUCAUGAUCAUCUUCUUCUCCUGUAUAUACAUAUAUCUCUAUAUAUCUUCUUCUCUUCAAUUUACUUAUCUAUUGAAAUCAACUAUCAUGGAUUACCAGGCCUCUGAAACCCUAAGGAACAAAUGUGCAGCCUGUUUCAGGCAAUUCAACAAGAUGGAGCACCUGGUGGAGCACAUGAGGAUUUCUUAUCACUCGGUGCAUGAGCCCAUGUGUGGGAUCUGUAAGAAACAUUGCAGAUCUUUUGAGUCUCUAAGGGAACAUCUUAUAGGGCCCUUGCCUAAGCAAGAAUGCAAGAACAUAUUCAGCGUCCGAGGAUGCAAAAUCUGUUUAGCGAUCUUUGACACUCCUAAUGCUCGUUGGGUUCAUCAAGAAAGAUGCCAGCUUUCUAAUGCAAACACUGGGUUAGUGGGUCGAUUUGCAAACUUAGGGCUGCGUGACAACUUGACUAUUGAUUGUGCGAGCCGAGGUCCUCAAGUAGUUGCAUUGGCUUGCAAGAUGGUUGGGGGAGGGAGUGAUGGGUCCCUAGACCUCUGUGCCAGGGUCUGCAUCACCGACGAAUAUAAUAAUAUCAUCUUUCAUUCUUAUGUCAAGCCACCGAUUCCAGUCACAAAUUACAGGUAUGAGAUAACGGGAAUUCGAGCUGAAUACCUGAGAGAUGCAAUGUCACUAAGGCAAGUGAAGAAGAAGAUUCAAGAUUUUCUGUGCAACGGAGAGCCAAUGUGGAAAAUUAGACCCAAAGCAGGAAGAGCAAGGAUUUUAGUGGGUCAUGGUUUGGAUCAUGAUCUUGAUCGUCUACAAAUUGAGUAUCCUUCUCUCAUGAUCAGGGAUACUGCAAAAUACCCGCCAUUGAUGAAGACAAGCAAGCUCAGCAACUCACUCAAGUACUUAACUCAAGCAUACCUGGGGUAUGAGAUACAAAAUGGGAUACAAGAGCCAUAUGAAGAAUGUGUUGCAACAAUGAGGCUUUAUAUGAGAAUGAGAAAUCAAUCUCACAAGAAAGAAGAUUACCCUCUUGCUUCUGAUCCUCAAAACCGCAAUAACUUUGCUUCGUGGAGGCAGAAUGAGUUGGAGAGGAUGAUACCAGAAGAGAUGCUGGCUAUUUCAAGGUCCGAUUACUACUGUUGGUGCCUCGAUUGAUCCCACACACACACACACACACAUAUAUAUAUAUAUACAUAUCUAGAAAAUCAGAAGUCAGUAGUAUUUAAUUAUAAUAUAUCUAAGUUGAGCGUCAGUUGUUCGU